CAAUAACAUGCUUUUGCUUGAUAUUCACUAGAAAUAGAACAAGAGGAUGGAUGAAGAUGAACACGAACUACAGGAGGACAUCAAGAUGUCUACUACCGAGAAAACGAAAUGUGGUAAAGCACAAGCGCCGCUACUUGCUGGGGAACUACAACAAGACGACGUUGAUCUUCCUGGAAACGUAGUUGUAGAAGCCGCUGGGGCUGGAGUUAGUCGAAGCGUAGAACAAGACGCAGUAGACGAAGAUGCCGACCACGACCAAGAGGAUGUGGAAGAGGAGGAACUCCCAGAAUCCGUAUUUGCAUGUCUCGAGGCUGCUUUGUCAGGAGACUUUGACUUUUCGCUCGUCGAUGAUCUUGGCGAAGUAGAAGACGGAGAGGGGCGCCACGUCGGAGGAGGUCCUCUAGGAGCACCAGAUCUAGGUCGUGGUUACGAAGAUCUUCUUCAAGACGCUGACUCAUCUAGUUGUAAUGAGGAAAGUAUUUUUAAGGAAGAUGUCGGGCAGGAGUUGACGAGCACAGGUCCUCAAGUAGGGCAACUACAAGGUGCUUCUUCCUCCUCUGAGGGCGAGGGCAAAGAAAAGAAGGAAGACAAGGAUCCGAGCAAGAUGUUGACGAGUAAUCGAGUAGAACAAACCAACAGCACGACAGUUGUAUCUACGAGCAAAGAGGACCACAGGGUGAAAAAAAGCGGAGUGCUACCUGCUCCACCUCUGUCUUCCGCAACAGAGAACAAAAAGAUUGCGCAGAGUGAAGAAAUCAAAGACGAAGCACAGCGCAAAAUCGCAGAGAGGCGCAGACUCCUGCAGCAGAAACAGGCGACUGAAAAACUCUUAAAGAGUCUUCAGGUGGACGAUUCUCUUCGCACUGGCGUAUUGCGGGACCUCUUUUCGACGAAUGGUGCCAUCAAGAGCAGUGCUGCCGUUCGAUCGUCAUCGUCUUCAGCUACAGCUGGAGCUGGAAAAGGCCCCUUAAAAAGUUCAGCGUCACCUCCAGAUGAUAUUCUUGUUGGAACAAUCGCAGCAAAUAACAAGAACGAUCAAACAGGAACGAAAGGAGGAGCGCAAGCGAAAAAUGGAAAGGUAAAUUUGAUCGGAGAUGUCGUGCUACUCUAUUCAGUUUGAUCCACCUUAAUCUGUGUAAGUAACUGAUACGAACUACAAGAACUCCACAGGCAGAUCGCUGUGUGAUGAUCAAUAGGGACGAAUUUUUAUUAUUCGAACAUCCUUCAUCUCCAUCAUGGUCGUUUCGGUAGAUUUUUAUUUUCAACAUCAGAUUUUCAUCUUUAUUUGCAUUUGAUUUUGUCUUCUUAGGUUCGCGCUUUGAUUGAGAAAGGAGCCACCUUGGUGCGUGUUGGCAAGGCGAAAGGAAAAGGCGACCUCUGUCGUAAAGGCGUCACCCUGAUCAAGGGCGCGGCCAGGAUUAAGGGUAAACCAGUACCUGAGAAUAUCUGGAAACGUCUGCUAACCACGUCUGACCAGACUGCGAAUGGUCGUGUGCAGCAAGAGAUUGGUAUACAGCUACAGCAGGUGACUGGGAGGACAAUAUUAAAUAAUAAAGGGAGCCGCGCCGGAGCAGGUUCGAUGGUACUACCAGCGCCUUUCUCUACCAACCAUGUUGAGGCACUAAAGCGGAUCCGAAGCUUUGCUGCGGCGCUUAUCGGGAAAAGCAAAGAAUUCCCGAAUCCGGCACCACCCCCUCAACAUACUACUACCAGCGCCACACUGAUGCCCCCUAUGAUUAAGGCUUCCCGUAAUUCAUCUGGAGAAGCAUCUUUGACGCGUUUUCAACGGGAAGGAACGUCAAAGAUGCUGUCAAAGAUGAAUUAAAGCAAGCUCUAAUAUAAGUUCGAAUUCCAUCAAUGCUGUAGCCGGUCGAGGUCUGCCUCCUUCUUCAGGAGCAUUGUUACCAGGGAAAGGCCUGGAUCCCGGAAGGCGGAGUGUACUUCACUCAUUGAUUUCUUCGACUUUGUCUGGCGGCGGUGGGAGCUCAUCUAGCACAGCACGUCCUCCUCCCCAGAUGUUCCCUUCGUCUUCUCAGAGACAGCAAAACCAAACUCAGAUAUUACAGCAAAACCAAAAUACUACAACUUCUAGCUCCUCCUCGUGGUCAUUUCCGCAGCCCCUAGCGGCUGGACGAGUUUUUACCACUUCGUCGUCUCUGAUAGCGCCGCCACCUGGCGUUUCACCGACAAGCAAGAACAAUAGCGUCAAUCUGCAAACGCCGGAACGAGCUGAAGCAGAUGACGAAGAUGCUGAUUACGACUUCACAAAAAUGCCGCAAGAUGAACAAAACGACAACAAAAGAAGCAGUCCUGAUAGCGCGAAAAGAAGGCGCAGAUCAAGCGGCAGUUUCUUACCAGGACCUUUCGAUGUUCAGGUCCUGCUCGUACAACAGCGACCACCUCGUCCACAAGUAAAUCCUAUUCCUACUCCUACACCUUCUCUCGUCAACAUUGAUCGCUGCAGAAAUGAUAAUUCUCAUUUAUUUGGGAACGACGGGCAUCUUCAAGUAGACCGCGCAGCCGAAUCUACGUCAUCAUCAUCCGACGAUGAGGAGGACAGUUCAUCUACUCCUGUUGAAUCUUCUUCUAACAAUCUAGUGGGAGGUCGUGAUGGAGGAACAAAAGGUAAAAAGAAGCGACGGAAAUGGUGGAAGCAACAAGAGGCCGCUGCUCAAGAAAACUUCGCGAUGACUCGUGCAGUCGGAGAACUCAGUGCGAAAGCUGCUGGUGGUCCCCCGAAGAAAGCACCCUUGCCGCAAAAACCUGAGGCUCCCACAAGAACUACACCAACUACAGCGACAAACGGUAAUUUUAGAGGUGCAAGUACUACAAGUACUAGUACAACUACAUCCAAGAUGAAAAUGUUCCUUAAUCAGCAAGGAGGCAGGAAUGGGCCUCCGCCGUCAUCUUUCGCAGCACCAGGACAAGUCCGAAAAUUUCCUCCACCACCACAGAUUACAAACUCAUCGACGACAUCACCUGGCCCAACAACAGUAGAUCCAAGAUCUUCAGCAGCAGAUCCAAGGUCAGCAACGUCUCCUUCAGCGAACACUAGUAAAGGGAAGGGGAACAAAACCUCUAAGCAACCAGGAGUAGCAUCAUCUAAUUGCACUUUAAAAGCUGCAGAAGCAGCAGAGGGAGACGACGAUGAUGAAGAUGACGGACCACCCGAACCCGUUGUGUCGUUCCAGGAUCUUCUAAAAGUGAGAAACGCGCAUCUGCACUCAGAGCAGCGAGAAAAAGAACGCUUAGCCCGUAACUUUAGACAGUUCCAUAAUUUCGGGGAUCCCCCACCUGGAGGCACCUCAUGAUCCAUGUUUCUUCCUCAACAUUGUCAGUUUCAGUGCAUGGUGAUGUACUAAGAACGUUUGAUCAAGAACAUCUUCAAUUGUCGAUGAGAU
Molecule: messenger RNA, 3401 nt
Organism: Amoebophrya sp. A25
Lineage: Eukaryota; Dinophyceae; Syndiniales; Amoebophryaceae
Source: the annotation of a GenBank genome assembly